UCAUCGUUCUUCUUCCAUGGUGGCUUCAAACAUCACACACUAAAAUCCAAAUCUACAAAAUCACUCCCAAUUCGAAACCCUAACCGAUGUCACAAAUGGCAAGAAGAUCCACACAACUCCUCAAACACCUCAUAUCUCCCCGAUCGGAGUCGUCCCUCGGUUCCAAGCGAUGGGUAACCUAUAUGCAUCGUCCCGGCGACGGAACACCGCGUCCCGUAACAAUGAUCCCCGGGGACGGGAUCGGACCUCUUGUAACCGGAGCGGUUGAACAGGUGAUGGAAGCGAUGCACGCGCCUGUUUAUUUCGAGAAAUUCGAUGUGCACGGCGAUAUGAAAGCUGUUCCCACGGAGGUUCUUGAAUCGAUCCGGAAGAAUAAGGUUUGUCUGAAAGGUGGAUUGGUGACUCCUAUGGGUGGUGGUGUUAGUUCGCUUAAUGUUCAGCUUAGGAAGGAGCUUGAUCUGUAUGCGUCGCUUGUUAAUUGUUUUAAUCUUCCGGGAUUGCCUACGAGACAUGAUAAUGUUGAUAUUGUAGUCAUUAGGGAGAAUACUGAAGGGGAGUAUGCUGGUCUUGAACAUGAGGUUGUCCCGGGUGUCGUCGAAAGCCUGAAGAAGGAAGCUCAUCAAGGAGAAGACAUUUCUCUCUCUUCCCAAACCUCUCAGGUGAUUACAAAGUUCUGUUCUGAGCGUAUUGCAAAAUAUGCAUUCGAGUAUGCUUACCUCAAUAACAGAAAGAAAGUGACUGCUGUCCACAAAGCAAAUAUAAUGAAGCUUGCAGAUGGUUUGUUCUUGGAAUCCUGUCGAGAGGUUGCCACCAAGUAUCCUGGAAUUAAGUAUAACGAAAUUAUUGUGGACAAUUGCUGCAUGCAGCUUGUUUCGAAGCCUGAGCAAUUUGAUGUCAUGGUUACCCCAAAUCUGUAUGGAAAUCUUGUUGCAAAUACUGCCGCAGGUAUUGCUGGAGGCACUGGAGUCAUGCCAGGAGGUAAUGUUGGGGCUGAGCACGCAGUGUUUGAACAGGGUGCUUCAGCAGGAAAUGUUGGUAACGAUAAAAUAGCGGCCCAAAAAACAGCCAACCCAGUGGCACUUCUUCUCUCAUCAGCUAUGAUGCUUAGGCAUCUCCAGUUUCCUGCAUUUGCUGACCGUUUGGAAACUGCUGUUGAAAAAGUCAUUCUAGAGGGCAAGUAUCGGACAAAAGAUCUCGGAGGUAAAAGCACCACCCAAGAAGUUGUCGAUGCAGUAAUAGACGCCUUAGAUUGAUUCAUUAAGUUGCUGAUUUCUCAAAUGCAAGUCAGCUUUGCAUAAUCUUUUCUAGUUAAUUUUAUCAACAUUGUUGUCCAUCCAACAAAUUGGAAAUAGCAAUUUUUGUCGUGAAUAAUGUUUAUGCAACACAGAAAAUGAUGUACUAUUAUUUUUUCAACUGAAGAACAAAGAGAGUGUGAUAAGUGGUUCCCACUUCUAUUUAA
This is a messenger RNA of Vicia villosa (hairy vetch), 1459 nucleotides long. RefSeq names its product isocitrate dehydrogenase [NAD] regulatory subunit 1, mitochondrial-like. The transcript is spliced from 5 exons. Gene Ontology annotation, biological process: isocitrate metabolic process; tricarboxylic acid cycle. Gene Ontology annotation, molecular function: isocitrate dehydrogenase (NAD+) activity. The record is from RefSeq and is a predicted model, not a curated record. NCBI's taxonomy places the organism in Eukaryota, Viridiplantae, Streptophyta, Magnoliopsida, Fabales, Fabaceae. The coding region runs from base 87 to 1253 and encodes 388 amino acids. Gene Ontology annotation, cellular component: mitochondrion.